UUAUGUUACAGUUUAAUGCGCCCUGGCGCGAAAAGGCGCGCACCAGAAGGUGAGCGCACAUGAGCGAACAAUUGUUCGUUUGAGUCAGUCACCGAAUAAUAACUGUGAAAAAAGCUAGCCCACCGACAGAAGAGUAAGGGGGGAGCUAUAAUGUCUAAUCUCGCCCCCUGCCAGGGGAACACGCGGAGGUCUUCAGGUGUGGCACGUGGAAAUAGACCACCGGAUUUGGAGCUGUCGGAAACCACGUUUAGCGCGCCUGAACCGGGGACAGCAGUGGGCAGCGACAUGUUUUCUGAAAGCGACAAAAUGCCAGAGGACGGUAACACCCGCACCGAGGUCCCCCCGGUUCACCUCCACCCGUACUUAUCUCAUCCUCGGAUGUCUAUGCGGAUGUCGGUGUACAGCACCGGGGUCCGACCGGUGCUCACCCGCGCCUACAUCCAAGGACGCGUGUAUAACUUUCUGGAAAGGCCGUCUGGCUGGAAAUGCUUCGUGUAUCACUUCACAGUGUUUCUCAUCGUUCUGGCCUGUCUGAUCCUGAGUGUCCUCUCUACCAUCGACCAGUACCAGGACCUGGCUUACACAACACUCUUCUGGGUGGAGAUCGUCCUUGUUGUGUUCUUCGGUGUGGAAUAUUUCGUCCGCCUCUGGUCAGCAGGCUGCCGCAGUAAAUAUGUUGGCAUCUGGGGCCGACUGCGCUUUGCCAGGAAGCCAAUAUCUAUUAUAGAUCUGAUUGUAGUUGUUGCCUCAAUAAUUGUGCUGUCGGUUGGCUCCAAAGGCCAAGUGUUUGCCACCUCUGCUGUAAGAGGGAUUCGCUUCCUGCAGAUCCUGCGUAUGCUUCAUGUUGACCGACAGGGAGGAACGUGGCGUCUACUGGGCUCUGUUGUCUUCAUCCAUCGGCAGGAGCUGAUCACCACCUUAUACAUCGGCUUCCUGAGCCUGAUCUUCUCCUCGUACUUUGUCUACCUGGCAGAGAAAGAUGCGGUCGACAGCAGCGGCUCCGUCGAGUUUGGAAACUACGCUGAUGCUCUGUGGUGGGGAGUGGUUACCGUGACGACCAUCGGCUACGGAGACAAAGUGCCACAAACCUGGAUUGGAAAGACCAUUGCGUCCUGUUUCUCAGUCUUCGCCAUUUCCUUCUUCGCCCUGCCCGCAGGAAUCUUAGGCUCGGGCUUCGCCCUGAAGGUGCAGCAGAAGCAAAGACAGAAACACUUCAACAGACAGAUCCCUGCAGCUGCUUGCCUCAUUCAGACUUCAUGGAGAUGUUUUGCAGUGGAGAACUUUGAUUCGGCCACAUUCAAGAUGUUUUUGAAGAAGCGAUCCAACAUUCCCGCCUCGUCUUUGACCUCCCCCAAGCCCAAGAAAUCGGUGAAGAUAAGGAGGAAGUUGAAGAGCACCGACAAGGACAACGGUCUGACUUCUCCCACAGUUCCCAGCAUCACCUUCGACUCUGUGUUUGACAGUGGGAAGGAGCUGAGUUCGGAUGUUUACAGCACUGUGGGCACAGCAGCUGGAUCCCACACUCUGGGAGGAUGUGAUCGCGAGCAGUCCUGGACGUCUUUAUCUUCCCUGCAGUUCAGCUCGCCACCUCCAGUAAAAAGAAACCCUUGCCUCUUGGAUGUCCACUCCCCCGGCCCCCUCCGGAGGAACUGCAGCUUUGCAGACGACCUGGAGCUGGAGGCAGAGCGAGACAGUGAACUGGCUCCUGCCGCCUCAGUGUCACAAUUGACAGAGUCGCACCGAAAAGCCAUCCGGGUGAUCCAGAGAAUGCGCUAUUUUGUGGCCAAGAGAAAUUUUCAGCAAGCUCGUAAACCUUACGAUGUGCGAGAUGUGAUCGAGCAGUACUCCCAGGGUCACCUCAACCUCAUGGUGCGAAUCAAGGAGCUGCAGAGAAGACUGGAUCAGUCUUUAGGGAAGAUAACUUUGUUCCAGACGGGCUCAGACAGAGCCAGAGACAAAGGCACCAACUCCAUCGGGUCCAGACUCAACAGGAUGGAGGACAAGAUAACACACAUGGACCAGACGCUGAACCGCAUCGCAGAGUCCCUGGGCUUCCUGCUGGACCAGAGGGACACCGGUGGGAGCGAAGUCGAGUGCGAGGGUGGCGGCAGGCCGAGGCCACGGCUGGGACGGACCUCUCAUGUCCUCCCCAGCCAGGACAGUCUGCCAAGCUACGACCAGCUGUCUUCAUCACCUUCGUCCUUCUCCUCCAACACAGCGGCCGGCCCCAACACCAACCCCCCCCUCAGCACCACCGCCAGUCAGGAUGAGAGCUGCUGAGACCUGACGCCAAACAGUAUCUAUCUAUCUAUCUAUCUAUCUAUCUAUCUAUCUAUCUAUCUAUCUAUCUAUCUAUCUAUCUAUCUAUCUAUCUAUCUAUCUAUCUAUCUAUCUGAUCAAUGCAGCAAAUAUUGAUUGGCAGAUCUUGCAGCUGCUGAAUGUUGGCAUCAUGAUAUUUAUGUGUGUGUGAUAUAUGGGACAAGUGUGGAAGAGAAACAACAAUUCAACACUGCAAAGAAAUGAUUUCCCCGUUGGAUUGUUGUGUAGUAGUUAUAAUAAUAAUAAUAAUAAUAAUAAUAAUAGUAAUAAUGAUAAACUUUA
Messenger RNA from Seriola dumerili (greater amberjack), 2601 nucleotides. RefSeq names its product potassium voltage-gated channel subfamily Q member 1 (gene kcnq1.1). The transcript has 18 exons. Lineage: Eukaryota; Metazoa; Chordata; Actinopteri; Carangiformes; Carangidae. Gene Ontology annotation, biological process: transmembrane transport; potassium ion transport. Gene Ontology annotation, molecular function: voltage-gated potassium channel activity. Gene Ontology annotation, cellular component: membrane. Bases 151 to 2280 code for a protein of 709 amino acids. The record is from RefSeq and is a predicted model, not a curated record.